Molecule: messenger RNA, 1983 nt
Organism: Ectocarpus sp. CCAP 1310/34
Lineage: Eukaryota; Phaeophyceae; Ectocarpales; Ectocarpaceae
Source: the annotation of a GenBank genome assembly
AUGGAUGCUAUGAAACUAGAUGGCGUACAGUCUCUCUCGCUGGAGUUCAACUCGUACGCCGAGACAGUGAUUUCGAUGCUGCGGGACAGGAGCUCCGGCCUGACGGACGCCAAGUUGCUGAAGCACCUCCAGAACGUGUGCAUCGUGUACGCGUGCUUGGCGGUCAAGCGCAACGCCGGGAUUGUCUCCACACAGGCCAAGCAUGCGGCAGCGGUGCAGGGGUACAAGGACAUCGCUGUCCCUGGCUUCUUCAAGUGGCUCCAGGAACCACUUGGACAAGGAGGAUUUCUUCUCCUUGCAGCCGUGGCUCACGUUCGAGGUCAUGGAAGACGUCCAUGGAGGGAGGCAAGACACAACCAACACGGANGACAUGCUCUACGUAGGGUGUAAGGUGUAUGGUCCGGCCAAAGUUUGUUUGUAGGUUGCAGUCAGGCCACGACGGGCGCUGCUGCAGCAGCAGGAGGAACCAACAUGCUGCUGUAGGAUACCUUGUCACCGCCCAUCAUUUGAGCGGCAACCACAGGAUGCAACCCGACCCCAGUGUACCAGUCUGUGCGUAGCCUUUCGAGCCUCAGUUGUAUGGCAACCGAGGCCCGCCCAUUUCCUGGAGCAGCNCCGUCUUGAAGGAGAGGGACUGGGUGCGAGUGUGUACCUGACCCUCUGCGUCUUCAUGAUGUCCUGUUGAAAAUGAAAUGCUCUGCGUAGGGUGUGGGGUAUAUGGUCCGGCCAAAAGUUUUUAGGUUGCAGUCAGGCCACGAUGGGCUGCUGCAGCAGCAAGAGGAACCAACAUGCUGCUGUAGGAUACCUUGUCACCGCCCGUCAUUUGAGCGGCAACCACAGGAUGCAACCCGACACCAGUGUACCAGUCUGUUCGUAGCCUUUCGAGCCUCAGUUGUAUGGCAACCGAGGCCCGCCCAUUUCCUGGAGCAGCACCGUAAAUGACACAAGAUACCACACCCCCUUGACCGAUAUUCAAAGCUCGAUUACUCCACGACAAAGAGGAUGCACGAACGGAACGGUGCAUUUUCGGAAAGCUCUCGAUGAGACAGCUUCAACGCCGCCAUUGUUGUCACUGUGACUCCUUUUGCUGUUGAGGAAUGGGCCUUUGAAAAUCGGUCCAGGGGUGUGGUAUCUUGUGUCAUUUGUGGUAGUCUUAUUGAGAGGCAUGGAAAGCAAUGUUUGUAGUCUACAGCACGUCAUCCAGCAGUAGAUUUGCUCUCAAGAAUAGUAGUCGGUUUUACGAGAGUAAUAAUCAGUGAUGUUGCGUAUGUUUCUGUAGAAAACACCCACAUGCGCCCGUGUCUGGUGUGUUGUCGUGAGCAUCGAACGCGGUGCCUAGCGGUUUGAUGUCCUUGUUUUUUGUCCGCACACCAAUGGGAAUUGCCGCACUACAUUCAAAUUUCGAAAUGUCACGUGCCCCGAUCACCAUACAUGUACUACGCGGACAACAGCAGUGUUGAACAAAUGCCCAAUCGCGUUACGAGCUGCCUUUGGCGGCAACUUGCUGGCGUUUCCCCCCUCCCCCUUCAAAAAAGCAACAUAACACUACGGGUGGGAACAGCUUUAGAGAUAGGUGGCCCCAGGGCAUACAACAUGUUGCGAAGUAAAUAUAGUAGAGCCAUCCCCCACCGUUUAUCCCCCCGAUCAUCUAAACUACGCAUGCAAGUUGUCGCGGUGAGACACACAAUACACAACGAUACACUCAUGUCAGAUUUAUUGUUGCACUGUCCGCACCAAGUCAAAACUGUGGUCACAAACCCUUGUGCUUUUCGCAGUGUGUCGUUUUGCUCUCGGUACGGUGACCCUCUCCCUGGUCGGCCUACUCUAAAACGGUGACGGAACUCAUGUGCAUGUGGCACACCGGUGCUGUGUCGCUUUGGCCGAUUGGCAUGACUCCCGGCACAAUAUUCUAAACCUCAGCGAAAUAUACAGUGGUGUGUAUUGUUGACAUAGUUUCCGCGCCACGGCCCUUCGAAAUACGUU